Molecule: messenger RNA, 1461 nt
Organism: Synchiropus splendidus (mandarinfish)
Lineage: Eukaryota; Metazoa; Chordata; Actinopteri; Syngnathiformes; Callionymidae
Gene: nrn1a
Product: neuritin 1a
Exons: 3
Coding region: 243-662 (139 amino acids)
Biological process (GO): nervous system development; neuron projection extension
Cellular component (GO): plasma membrane
Source: RefSeq, a predicted model, not a curated record
ACUGUGUUUUCGGAGUCCUCACUACGGCUGUGUCCGGAGAGAGAGGAAGCUCCUCCUCCUCCUCCUCCUCCUCCUCCUGCUGGAGCUUCACACCCGAGCAGGAGCGUGACAGUGACGGAGCAGAGCCCAGGAGGAGCAGGAGGAGGCGAGUGGAUGGAGCUUCCUGGCGGGGACAUUUCGCGGGACGCGCGGCCCUUUUUGAGCGAGUGAGCCGCGGGAGGAGUCGGGAGUACCCGGAGAAGAUGGGGCCCGCCGGCCUCUCCCGCUGCUGGAGCCUCUGCUGCAGCCUCCACGUCGUGGUCCUGCUCCUGCAGACGGCGCGGGCCGGCGCAGGCCAGUGCGACGCCGUCUUCAAAGGCUUCUCCGACUGUCUGCUGCAGCUGGGCGAGAACAUGGCCUCCUACCCCCAGGACCUGGACGACCACCAGAACCUGCACCAGAUCUGCACGUACUGGGACGACUUCCACUCCUGUGCCAGCACGGCUCUGGCCGACUGCCAGGAGGGGGCGACAGACCUCUGGGAGAAGCUGAAGAAACAGUCGCGCAACCUGGAGUUCCGAGGAAGCUUGUUCGAACUGUGCGCCGGCAGGAAUGGUGCCGGCGAGGCCACCGCCGCCGCCUCGACGCUCCUCGCCAGCCUUCUGACUUGGCUCUGGCUCUGAAGUCCAACACCAGUGGACCAAUCACCCCCCGCCCCCAUCGCCCGGACCCGGCGCGCCAGGGUCGCCUGCAGCAGGGGCCAUGUUUCCGCUCUGACGUCGUCGUGUUACGUAGCCCAUCGGAUUCCUUUCAGUAUGCCCCCCCCCCCCCCCCCCCGCCCCGCCCCGCCCCCGCAAAAGGUUGGGGUCGAAGGUCAGACAAACUUUGAACCCACAGCCUGUUGUUGGACUGAGCUGUUGGUGAGAGGAGCACGUCAUGCUACAUGCUAACACGCAGCAAUAAUCCCAGAAGUCAGGCGGCACAGUACUCCGCUGGCUUUGGCUCCGUGACAUCAAGAGCUCCUCCCACCUUUUGUACGCCGUCACUUGUUACGAAGCAUGUUUGCUAACUCGCUAGCUUCCAACUCAGAACAUGACCUUUAGCACUUAGCAAUACCGGCAGCGGCGACAUGUCCGUCGGCUGCAGAUUAGACGUCCGCUCCCUCCAACGUCUGGCGAGAAGGAAACGCGUUCACGUAGAGUGGCGGCGGCAGCAGCAAUACGGAGACUGGACGCCAGCGUAGCUUGAAACAAUAACCGCCGUGGCUGAAGAGCGACUCGACUGUUUAGCCCCGCCCCUCUUAGCCCCGCCCCCUUCCAUACACAGGAACUCAUCGUAGACGUGGUUGGCCACGGCGAGCGCUCGGACCAGAGGUCGGCGCGGCGUCUGGCGUUUAUGGACGACUGGACCAUAAAACAGUAUUGUAGAUGAUUUUAUUGACGUUCAUAAAUAGAUUUCAAAAAUAAAGAAGGAAAAACCAAA